Molecule: messenger RNA, 3328 nt
Organism: Mya arenaria
Lineage: Eukaryota; Metazoa; Mollusca; Bivalvia; Myida; Myidae
Exons: 2
Coding region: 509-2608 (699 amino acids)
Biological process (GO): regulation of apoptotic process
Molecular function (GO): protease binding; death domain binding
Source: RefSeq, a predicted model, not a curated record
UCCCUUAACUCUAGACUUGAAUUUACAUGUACAUGUAAACUUUGGCCAGUAGAGCUAAAAAAUGCGAUCUGAUCUUUUGUCAGCAGUCUUAAAUCACUGGUUUGCAGAUGUUUACGCAAAAAUUGCUCAUUUCAAGACAAAAAUAAAAAAAAAAGUUAUAAAAACGGUAAAUCUGUGAGAGUGCAGCUUUAAUCACAAAGCGUGAAUUGUCUUGUAUAAAAAAUAACAGACGCUAAAACAUACACCAUUUCAUAAUGCAUCCUGCAUCGUUAAACCACUACGUCCUUUGUCGUUCUAUAAUUAUAGUGAGUUGAAUGUAAUUCAGAAACAAUUGAGGCUGGCAAAACGGAUGCAACAGGAAGUGUGAGACCAACGUGACUUGUAGAUCAAGUAAACAAUCGUUCAGAUAGUGGAUACUGGAUGUUAAAUGAAACGAGGCAAAACAGACGCGUAUAAAACAGAAAAUUGGAAAAAAACAUGACUUGUUUCCAAGUUUAAAUGAUUUGCCAUGUAUCUGUGCCAAGAGGAUACUCUGCGGAAGAAUCGGGUCAGUUUCACCUCUGACCUUGACCCAAGAGGACCAGUGCUGGAUUCACUUAUUCAGGACGGUAUUCUCACCGACAACGAUGCCCAAGUUAUCACUUCGUCUGCUACGCAAAGAGAGCGGGUACGGAAACUGCUCUCGAUUCUUCCAACCAGAGGUCCGGCCGCAUACGAGUCUUUCAGAAAAGCGUUGAAAAAUGGAGAUUAUGACCACCUUGCCGAAAAGCUGCCUGACACCACGAGUUUACCAUCAGAAGAACGACAGUUUAGACUUCACUGUGACGAAUGUGACGACUUUCUAAAGAGUGUCCAAAAUGAUGUUAGAAAUAAAGAUUUAUUUAUUGUUCUUCAAAAGUACCCAUGUUUAUUUCUAGACAAUAUUGAGGUUGAAAAUGUGACUGAUGUUUUAUUUGAAGCUAGUAUUGUAAAUCAGCGUAAUUUGGACAGAAUCGGUGCCAAAGAGACUAAAUACGACAGAUGCUUGUGUUUGUUUAAAAUUUUAUUAGUGAAGGAGGAUAGCGCAACUGUGCCAACAUUGUACAAAGCGUUGAUGAAGAAAUAUAGAUAUAUUUUGAAUGCCAUGAAUCAACUGAAUCCACAAGGAAUAACUAACGAAACAAAUGAUUGCAGAGACAACGACACUAACCAGACCGUCCACACUUCUGGCCAGAGCACAUGUUCUGAUUUAAACACCAAACGUGGUAAAAAUGUUUCAAUAAGAGAUGCUAUUGAUAAAGAACAGUUUAAAAAUGGAGCAGAACCGAGUGAGUCCGAGGAGCAUGAGUCAGUUCCAUUCGACGAAGUUGAUUCAGGAUUUAAUGAAACUUGUGACAGCUUUUUACCAUUUGAAAGAGCAGAAAUACGCAGUGAGACAACGCAUCAGCCAUUGCGUUUACAGGACAAUGUGAUCUUCACCAAGACUGGCACAACCACCCACAAGGAAUAUUUACAAAGCGGAAAUGCGUUUCAUAAUGAUAAAAGCGUCAGUAUAUCUUCCGCAUAUUCAUAUAUAGAUAGUGACAAUUGUAAACAGAAUGGAUCUAGCAACAGGGUUGACGAAGGACACAAUGAGUUAUACAAACAGGUGUCAAUGAUUUCUCCGUGUAAUCAACAUCAACUACAAACUAAUUCAACAUUCGCUUUACUAAGUUCGUUAAUUAACGAAGGAAAAAUAGAUACUUUCAAAGAGAUGUCUUCAACAUUUAGUAAACAGUUUUCUCAUGACUAUGAUAUUCGUUUUAUAGUUGGAUAUUUACAUGCAAGGGCAGAUUUAUUUGCAAACGACUUUGAAUCUUCAAAAAGACACGUCCAAGCAACCUUGCAGAUCGCCAAGAAAUCAAGUAAUCCCCAUCUGUUUACGCUAGAACUGUUAAAUUCUGAAUCUAGAAUAUACCUUGGGCAAAAGCAACUUCAAAAACUUAGAACCCUUCUUGAUGAGCUGAUAGCACAAGCAAGAAGCAAUUACUUGGAAUGUAGGGGCAGACUCGCGGGAUGGCUUUUUCUCAACGAUGCCAGAUGCACAACAGCUCAAAUGUGUCAAAUAGAUUUCCGAAGGAAAACUGCUUUAAAAUUAUACAAGGAUUUGUAUGAAAAGGCUAGAGACAGUUUCUUCCGGUCAAUGGAUAACUUUACCUUUGAGAGGAAUGAAUGCGGCUUAGAGGGAGACCUAGGGCUUGCCUAUGCCGCGUGUCGUUUCGUUAUUUUAUUAAUGUGCUGUGGGGACAAUGGUUUAACAAUGGCAAAUAAAGAACUAGAACCUCCCGACAUAGAUAUCAUGGCAGCUAGGAAAUACAUCAAUCUCUUAGAAGCUGCUGAAACGUCCCUACCUCCGAUAAUACAAAUGCAAGUAUGUCUAGGAAAAUGUGACUUCUACUUCAGACAACAUGACCUACAGAUGGCUUAUAGUAUGGCAUUUAAAGCACAGGAGAUAGCCAAGGAUAAUAACAUACGAGAAUUUGAUGAACAUGUAAGGAACAGAAUUGCUGCGUUAAAUAAGUUGUGGCAUAGCAGAAAUCAUCCCAUGCACGUCUCAGAACUUAAGGAAUCCGACUCAGAAAUAAGCUAGUUCGUUUAUAGGUGCAUGAGCCUUAAUGAAACAUUAUGAUGCCCGGCGAACCCCAUGUGAAUUUGGUACCAAAUAAAUUGUUUGCUUGCUGUUGACUUAUAUGUAAAACAAAUAACUGAAAUAACAUCAUACACAAGCUUGUAACAGGUUGUAUAUUCACUCUUAAUUUCAACUGAAAUCGAACAUUAAAUGAAAUAUUAUACAAUCUGAAGACAAGAAGAACUCGUUUCAUGUAAAAUAUUUUUUCUGCAUACAAAACCCUUUUAAAUGAUACUAAAACAUCAUGGGUCAUCAAGUCAAAAUUCAACGGAAAUAAACAAACAACACAAAGACUUACACAGUUUUAUUAAAACAAAUCAGCAAGUUUAAAAAUGACAACAAGGGCACCGAAAUUUCGCUUAUAUCAGAAAGCAACAGAACGCAUGGCAAUUUCGCUGUUUCAUCGACUCCCUGACGAAAAAGAGAUUGUCAAAAGCGCCGGAAGUUGAUUUCUAGUAUGCUCAUGGCCCGGAGGGACUACAAAGAGGUCGAUACACUGUUCAUUAACAACCUGUUUUUACAUGGACCAUGCUAGGACUCUUGUGGGAGUGUAUCCAAGUGUCUUUCUUGGAAUGUAUAAGGACUUACUCAUUAGAAAAACAUCAAAUGACUCUGAAGAUUACAUUUUUGUGAGUAUGACAUUGUAUGCCUAAGUGAGUGAUUGAUUAAAACGGAACUCUA